AUGGAGCCACCGGGGACCCGGGAGGCCUGGCUGCUGCUGCUACUGCUGGGGGUCUCAGAGGUGAACAGUGGCUCCGAAACUUCGAAUCCAGAAAAGCCGAGCAAGAUCUGCCAGGGCGUCGUCAACAAGGGCCAGUACGACCAGUUCGCCCUGGAGAGUACUGCCGAGUGCUUCUCCCGGUGCAGACCCGGCAGCCCCGAGCCCUGCCACCUGAGCAACCUGCAGAGGUACUGGCUGGACGUGGAGAUCUUCCUGGUGGAGAAGAGCAGGCAGUCAUGGAACACUCCCUUCUUGAAUGUCUCUGUCAAGAACGUCAGCACCAGCGUCUCCGAAGACCUGCACUUCUCUCUGAACCCCUUUGAGGUUCCGAGGCAGGUGACGCAGGAGCAAAAGCCCCCAAACAGGGUCCGGCUGCCGCAGAGCCUUUUCAGGUCCCUGCAGGGCCGAGGGGAGGAGGUCCGUCUGGCCGUCACCAUCCUGGACAUCGGCACCGGGACGGUUUUCAAGGGCCCGCAGCAGAGCCCGGAGGAAGGCAGCCGGCCGCUCAAUGACCGCCUGGUGGGGCUGAGCGUGGGCCGUGGGCCCAUCCACAGGCUGCCCGAGCCCCUGGAGAUCACCUUCGCCCACCCGCAGCAGCCCCCUAACAUGACCUCCACCUGUGUCUUCUGGGAUGUGCGUGAAGGGCCGACAGGAGACUGGUCUUCCCGUGGCUGCUCCACGGAUCGGGGGCCCGAGAGGACCGUGUGCCGCUGUGACCACCUGACCUUCUUCACCCUGCUCCUGAGGCCGGUCCUGGACAGGGCCACCGCGCUGGCUCUCACACGCAUCUCCCAGGCGGGCUGCGGCGCCUCCAUGAUCUUCCUGACCUUCACCGUCAUCCUCUAUGUCACCCUGAGGUUCUCCCGGCAAAGGUUCAAGUCGGAAGACACCCCCAAGAUCCACGUGGCCCUGAGCGUGAGCUUGUUUCUCCUGAACCUGGCCUUUUUUAUCAGCCUGGGGCUGGGCACUGCGGGCACAGGGGCGGCCUGCAGGGCCCGGGGCGCCACCCUGCACUACUUCCUGCUCUGCACCUUCACCUGGAUGGGCCUGGAGGCCCUGCACCUCUACCUGCUGGUCAUCAAGGUCUUCAACACCUAUGUCAGCCACUACUUCCUGAAGCUCAGCGCCGUGGGCUGGGGCCUGCCUGCCCUUGUGGUCAUUGGCACGGCAAGUGCCGACAGCUAUGGGCCCUUCGCCAUCCGUGACCAGGACCUGCGCAUCUCGCUGGAGCUGUGCUGGUUCUGCGAGAAGACAGCCGUCUCUGCCCUCCACGUCACCGUCCACGGCUACUUCCUGGUCACCUUCCUCUGCAGCGCCGUGGUGCUGGUGCUGGUGGCCUGGAAGAUCUUCACCCUGUCCAGUGCCACGGCAGGCAAGGAACAGGGGCAGAGCUGGAAGGGAGUCCUCACUGUGCUGGGCCUCUGUAGCCUGCUGGGCAUGACGUGGGGGCUGGCCAUCCUCACGCCCCUGGGCCUGUCCACCGUCUACAUCUUCGCUGUGUUCAACUCCCUGCAAGGUGUCUUCAUCUUCUGCUGGUUCCUGGUGCUCUACUUUCCCAGCCAGCGGGCUGCGGCCUCCUCCUCGGGCACCGCACGGGUCGAUCCAGCCCCCGUCACAUCUCAUGGGUAGGGGGCUGCGGGCCCC
Molecule: messenger RNA, 1683 nt
Organism: Sorex fumeus (smoky shrew)
Lineage: Eukaryota; Metazoa; Chordata; Mammalia; Eulipotyphla; Soricidae
Gene: ADGRG3
Product: adhesion G protein-coupled receptor G3
Exons: 12
Coding region: 1-1668 (555 amino acids)
Biological process (GO): adenylate cyclase-activating G protein-coupled receptor signaling pathway; cell surface receptor signaling pathway
Cellular component (GO): membrane
Molecular function (GO): G protein-coupled receptor activity
Source: RefSeq, a predicted model, not a curated record